[Torrubiella] hemipterigena is the source of this 1749-nucleotide messenger RNA. Lineage: Eukaryota; Fungi; Ascomycota; Sordariomycetes; Hypocreales; Clavicipitaceae. The record is from the annotation of a GenBank genome assembly.
CGACCACCUUAAUUUUUUAUUGGAGCCAAGCAUCGCAACUGAAACUGGCGACAGACACUUGUUGAUAAAUUGCAAGGUGAUAUAUCGUGAGAGUGACAAUCUGUCUGUUCCCUCUCUACAGUCUUCACAAUGCUUGUUCUUGAGGAACAGCGCUACCUCCAUGAGGACCUCGAGCGCCUCGAGCAAGCCGUCGCGGAUCGGCUUCGCGAUGAUCGCAAGAACAUUCGAAAUCGCCUCAACAGGGACCACGAAGUAUCGCAGCUUCUCGACCAAAUCCAGACACAAUCCAAGAGCCUUCGAAACGUUUACCUAGAUGAAAGCGGAGCACGCGCUGCCGAGAUUCAGCAAAUUGGCACUGGUGACCCCUUUCAAGAGUUUUACAGACAGCUGAAGGAUGUGCGAGAGCAUCACGCCAAGUACCCGAACGAACAGGCCGAGAACUCAGAACAGAGAUACCGACAGCGACCAGCAGACCACGGCGACAUCCCCAUGAUUGUCGACACAAUCUUCUCUGGAGAAGAAGCAUUCGGCCGAUACUUUGAUCUUACGACUUCACACGAAGAAUAUCUCAACCUGCCCAACGUUAAGCGGAUCAACUAUAUCCAAUACUUGGACACUUUCGACAACUUUGCUCCUGGCGUCAGCGGGAUCAAGCGAAACGACAAAUUAUCAGACCAAUAUUUCAAAUACGUGGGCGAGCUUGCCACUUACCUAGAAUCAUUUAUGCGCAAAAUCAGACCGCUAGAGAAUGUCGAUAAAGUAUUAGAGUCUUUCGAUGCCGAUUUCGACGAACAGUGGACAAAGGAUGAGAUUGAAGGUUGGCAGAAUGCUGUCCCGUCGGCAGAAGGCUCUGGGCAAAAUGGUGCGGAUCCUGAUUCCAUUUGGUGCGAGGAUUGCCAAAAGUCCUUCAAGAACGAGAAUGUGUACAAGAACCACCUUACAGGACGCAAGCACGUCAAAGCAGUGGAACAGCGCAAAGCGCGACAGGAGGAAUCAGCGAACGGAGCCAGUGGCGGCUCAGGUACUCAGACAUCUGCAACAAGAUUAAAAGAGAGAGCCAUUGCCCAGCGUGAAUUCCGCACAAAGCGUCUGGCGGCUGCUAUGAGCACAGAACGAGAAGAUACCCGCGUCAACGUUGAGCGCCGCCAGGGCAUGACGGAGCACGAGCGACAGCAAGAACUCGACAGUCUUAUCAAUACGGUGGAGCCACAACAAGGUCCAGCUGGCGAGGCCGACGAUGAGGAAGAGGAUGGCGACGAAGCCGUAUACAACCCGCUGAAACUGCCUCUUGGCUGGGACGGCAAGCCUAUUCCUUACUGGCUGUACAGGCUACACGGACUUGGUGUGGAAUUCCCGUGCGAAAUCUGCGGAAAGUACGUGUACAUGGGACGACGCGAGUUCGAGAAGCACUUCAACGAGGCUAGACAUAUUUACGGCCUCAAGUGUCUCGGCAUCACCAACACCACGCUCUUCAGGGACAUUACACAGAUUGAUCAGGCGGUUAAGCUCUGGGAAAGACUUCAAAAGGAGAAGAAGAAGGGCAAGAUCGACGAUGGAAGUGUGGUACAGAUGGAGGAUGGCGAUGGCAAUGUUAUGCCUGAAAAAGUAUAUUACGAUUUGCAAAAGCAGGGCCUGCUAUAAGCCCGGGGCGGGUGUAUUAUCAUGUAUUGUUCAUAGAUUCAGCUGUAGGCGUCUGGUGUCUGACGUUGUGAUUUGAUCCAUUUUCAAUCGAAAACAAAUUCUUAUUUC